Owenia fusiformis is the source of this 2324-nucleotide messenger RNA. The record is from the annotation of a GenBank genome assembly. NCBI's taxonomy places the organism in Eukaryota, Metazoa, Annelida, Polychaeta, Sabellida, Oweniidae.
AGCAGGGGGAAGAAGGAGGUACGGAUUCUGGACACCUGCUUAGGAGGAUGCUGGUUUAUGAAUAAUAGAUUUAAACCUAGGUUAAAGAAGAUCUCUGCCUAGAUUCAAACAUGUGUUAGACCUAAGAAAUAUUGAAAUUGAAACACUUUGUUUGAGUCCGUCAUUAGAUACGGCAACGGCUGUUACCUUCUGACCCAUAGGCAAAGGCUGAUACUGUCUUAUAGGAAUGAUUUUUAAAUAAAGAUGGCAUGGUAAUCGAUCUGCGUAUUUAUAAAUCAAACUCCCGUGCAGUGAUCUAUGCUGAGACUAUGCAUGGGAGUUCGUUAAUAAAUAUUAAUACUGGAUUCUGUUGGUGUUGCCAUCUUUAUAUCGGCCCAGAACCUAUGUUCUGAUUUCUGACCAGUGGUCUUCCAAAAUAAAAACGCAAGGCGUGCAACGUGACCUGUUGUUUGUAUCACUCCAUGUGAUUACAUUUGACCAAUAGCAACAGCCUAUUUAGCUCAUGUAUAUAGCAAAAUAAACGUGAGAUUUAAGUGGAAGCAUGGAUAGAGCCCCGGGCUUGUGUACCUGUACCACCAUUUCAUGAAUUAGCCCCUAGGAUAAGACCAACUUGGUGGAUAAUCAAACCUGUGAGAAAUAAUAUAUAAUGUGCUUUUUUGUCAUAGCUCAUGUCACUUAGGCUAGCUUCUGGUCUCUAUGUAAGCUAGGAGACUAUAAUUGUCUAAGUACGAUCCACAUGAAAAAGAUAAACUGCUAGUUUUUUCUCAUUUAAUAGUAUUAUGGUUAGAUAAUUUCUGAGAUACCUUUUCAAAGAGGAGAAGAAUGUGAAAUUUUCUGUUAGAAUACAAAGAUAUGGUUAAUCCGCCCUCCCAAAGUAAAGAUUUAUUUUUGCGCAAUGCGCAAGCGAUCAUAUUGAUUACAGAGAGUUGCGCCCAGUUUGGUUAGUCAGGUCCCGUGAAGAAGAACGUGAACAUCAAAUAUGGAAAACAACAAUUUAGGCUCGUUAUUUGGUGCGGGAUCUACCCUCAGGUCUUUGUUGGAGAAUCCCAAUCUUGUAGAGUUUGUUGCUCCUGGGCAAAACGCUGGUAACAAGGAGAAAGAUGGCAAGAAGGAGGGUGAUAAUCCUGGUGGCUAUGACUUCAGCUCUGCCUUCCUGGGCCCCAAUCUCUGGGAUAAGACCCUCCCUAUGCCUGAGGGGAAUGACUUCACCCUCGAGUACAUGGAUCUUGAUGAGUUCUUGACAGAAAAUGGACUGGAGAAUGACAUUGAUGCUGCAGGAUCAGCAGAUAGUAAUGAAGGUCCCCAGAGGCCCUUCUGUGGAAGUCCACCUCGCCUGCUAAUCCCACCCUCACCCCCUGCAGAUCACUCCUCGUUGUCGCAGUUCUCACCCUCUGUACUCCCAUCUACAUCACCCCAGGAUGAGGCACCAAAAAGUCCAUCAAGUCGAACAUCAUCACCAGUGGUAGAUGUGGAUUAUGUUCCUAAUGAACAGGAGCUUGCUUUAGCAAACAUACCAGGUCAGGAGGUCUUUGAUCCAAGAAAGCGACAGUUUAGCGAAGAGGAACUUAAGCCCCAGCCUAUGAUAAAGAAAUCGAAGAAGGUUUUUGUGGCAGAGGAUGCUAAAGACGACAAGUAUUGGAAUAGACGUCGUAAAAACAAUGUUGCUGCCAAGAGAUCACGUGAUGCACGUCGCGUCAAAGAAAAUCAAAUCGCAAUGCGUGCAAGUUUUCUGGAAAAGCUCAACAAUGAGGUGAAGGCCACAUUGAAGAAAACAUUGAAGGAAAAUGAAGAGCUCAAAAAGAGGCUUUCAAAGUACGAGCCUGUUUAAUUGUAAACUUCUUUUGACCAUGUAAGGCCAAGCAAGGAUAAAUAGACCUUACAAUAGCAAAGUCAAAGUGUAUAAACAUAUUCUUUCAAAUUCAUAAUUCCAUUUCAUACAUGUAGAUUCAAGAUUUAAGCCAUGUGACAUCCAAAUAUAAUAUUCAUGUUUUAGUGUUUAAAGUCUGUCACAUUUAGCUUACUCAUCUGAAUAUUCAAUAUGUAUAUAGCAUAGGGAGCAUGAUGUAUUGAAAUGAAAGCAUAGAUUUAUACACUUUGACAAAAAGCUCAUAUUUAUGGUGUAUGUAUGUCUCUACCAGAUUUUGUCAAUAUAAGGCCCAUGGCUUUGAUCUCUAACAUCUGGAACUUUUUACAAAUUAUUUUGCCUUAUUUGUCAUUGCAAUAUGCACAAGAUAUUGUUUCUGUAUAGAAAAUUCCCAUAUGGGCCUUUGAAAUGUUGUUUGUGAAUUAGAAUAAGCAAAAAGAUCCCCAGCCAUUUCUGGUGC